Biomphalaria glabrata is the source of this 1865-nucleotide messenger RNA. RefSeq lists its product as uncharacterized. NCBI's taxonomy places the organism in Eukaryota, Metazoa, Mollusca, Gastropoda, Planorbidae. The record is from RefSeq and is a predicted model, not a curated record. Bases 524 to 1834 code for a protein of 436 amino acids. The transcript is spliced from 9 exons.
GACUAUCGGGUGACAUCGACAGUAUUAUUGACAUCCAUCUGCUUGAAUACAUACGGAUUUUUAUAGAACAAGUGUAGGCUGUUCUUUUGGUGGAAAGAGAGAAAAAAAGACUUUUACAUGCACAAAUAAAAAGGUAGCUUCGGAAAAAGCUGACUUUGUGACUGAUGAUUAUGUGACAGUUGAUUAUGUGAUCGCUGAUUCUGUGGCCUUGCUUGUGGAGUACGCUUCGCUUUUGAUCUUCAGUCGGUUGACGUUAUCGAAGGAGAGGCCGUGUUUCGUGCUUCGGGUGGACUUUAACCAUAGUGUAGAAUUUUAGUGACUUAAGCAGUCAUAUGACUGAAUAUAUAAAAGUCACACCCAACGUUUUUGACAAACAGUGGCAUGCCAUGACUUUGUGCUAUACCUUUGAUUUUUAAUUCUGUGGAAUUGUACGGACUACAAGUUGUGUGAGUUUUAACUAUUUUAUCCUCAUCACUGAAGAGUUCUCACAACCUCUGUCUGAACGUCGUGGAUAAAUCACAAAAUGUUUGAGUUAUUGUUCCUGACGCUGUAUUCUCUAUUGUUGGUCCAUUCAAGUAAAGGUUUAUGUUACGAAGACCAAGUGACAUGUGUGAGGACUAUGCGCCAGGUGCUGGUUAAUACCAGUUAUUACUGGUUCGGAACAUCUCACAACGAGACUUGCCAAGGGUCAAGUUCCAUGUCAUGUGACAACCCAGAGCCAAUCAGAUUGUCCCUGGCCUCGCGACUGUUUGGCUUGAGUGACGUCCAUAAUAAAACAGAGUUAACCGCCUUGACUAGACAGGUCAAACUGGCCUUCGUCACCUUUAACUCGCCUGCUGGAUCAAUCUUUGCUUGUGGUCAUAACUUCAAGAUCCCGGAAGUGGCCAACUACAUAGUGGACCCACUGCGGACGAUGGCUAUAUCUUCGUGGUCACUUCAGAAAGUGCCUCAAGUGGCCUGGGAUUCUCCCAACAACCAGACUCUGUAUACUGUGGUCAUCUGGGACGCUGGACACUACCACCUGCACGGGUUGUAUAUCAACUGCUAUCAGAGCUCUUUAAUUUCUGGAACUACUAUAUUUAACUACUCCGCUCCGUCCAAUCCAUAUUAUAUCAGCAAUCCAGUCGUAGUUCUGGUCAUUCCACAAACGGUAAGACUGAACCAAAGCUCCGUGGCCCAAGCUGUGGAGGCAAUCACUGGACGUCAUCAAGGGAGGUUCGUCCUGUCGGAGUUCAGAGAUCAAUUCAGUCAAGAGCUUUCACAAAGACCUAGUCAUAUCAACAUAAUAACACUUGAAGCUGAUCCAUUCUCUGUCCAGUACUAUAAAGAUAAGUUCGUGGUAGACAACUGUGCUCUGCUCAUCUCACGACUGACUCCGUUACAUCAAGUGGCAAAGUUGUCGAACUUGUCCAUGAGCUGGGGAGAUAACUCGACUGAGUCAACAGACUUCAAUAACACCUACCUGACAUCACUGGCCCUCAACUUAGCGGUGACCUACAACACUGGCGACUUCCGGGUGGAGUAUUGUUGUACUAACUACUCAAUCACGUCAGGAAUGUUUACUGCAAAUCCGUUUGAUGAAAGUCCAGUAAGGUCAGCAGUUGUCAGACUUCGGCCAAGAGUGACGCUGUCCCCAAUGAAUAUGAAAGAUGCUAACAGAUACAGAAGUCGAGUGUACACACUGUUCAUGGUAGAUGUUGCCCCAGCUGUGGAAGCUGGUCAGUCGAACGCGCGAUACUUCACCCACUGGCUAGUUACGAACAUCAGAAAUGGAGAUGUCAGUAGUGGCGAUGAGCUGUCGGAGUAUUUUGGACCUAAUCCAAUAAUACCGUAAGUAUUUCAGCAUUUUGGACCUAAUCCAAUAA